AACUCUACACGUGAUACUGAAAAUCCAACAUGGAGGGGAAGGCAUCUUUUAUUCCACCGGUCAUAGAAGAUAAUCCCGAUGGUUGGGGGCCUUGUUCCAUUCCAACUGCGUUCAAAGACAUACCUUAUCAACCAUUUUCCAAAGGAGAUCGUCUAGGCAAGGUGUCUGAUUGGACUGGAGGUACAUACCAAGAUCGCAGAUACAUGAAUAAGUACCAGUCUCAGUUUGGAACAGGAAAUCAAAUGUUCUCAUAUUACCACGAGGAGGAUGAAUCAUCGUUUCAGCUUGUGGAUACUUCACGUCCUCAGCGUCCUCUCUACCAAAGGAACAGGAACAGAUUUGGACAGAGAAAUGUCAAGAGAGACCAGCGGAACCAGCGAUAUCCUGCAGGAGGAAUGCAAAGUCUAUCAAAGAACCAGAACAGGCAAAAAUUCUCACGGAAGAUGCAACGUAAUUAUGGGCGUGGCCAGUGGCACGACAGGAAGCCAAUUAACAUACACAAGAGGGCACCCUCAGUAGCAGUGCGUGAAGAAUGGAAAGUGCUGGAAGAUGGUGAAAUGGACUUUCCGCGACUUUCCAAGCUUAAUUUACCAAAUGUGGAGGAACCUGAAAAUCUGUAUGUUUGUGGUAGCUUAGAGUAUUAUGAAAAGAGUUACGAUCGUGUAACAACAAAGAAUGAAGUGCCUUUAGCUGGAGUAAACAGAAUCUUCCACAAAGUAACAACCACAGAUGACCCUAUUAUCAGGAAGUUACUUUCAAAAGGAAAUGUUUUUACAACUGAUGCCAUUACAGCUACGCUUAUGACUGCUACACGUUCUGUUUACUCAUGGGAUGUUAUAGUUCAGCGUGUUGGAUCAAAGUUGUUCUUUGAUAAGAGAGAUGAUUCUGAAUUUGAUUUGCUAACAGUGAGUGAAACUGCCCAUGACGUGGUUUUUGAUGAAGGAAACGGAAUUAAUUCCCCCACAAACCUUGGCCUUGAAGCAACAUUCAUCAAUCAAAACUUCUCACAGCAGUGUUUGAAAAGAGGCCCAGACAAAAGGGUGUUUCCCAAUCCAAACCCGUUUGUUACUGAUGAUGAUGAAGGUCAAGUAGCAUCUGUGGCAUACAGGUAUCGUAAGUGGAACCUUGGAGAUGGAAUUGAACUGAUUGUGAGAUGUGAACAUGAUGCCAUGAUGCUUGGCCCUAAUGGAGAAGAAUCGUUUAUCAAUAUCAAGACCUUGAAUGAAUGGGAUCCCAGGGCAAUUGGUGUUGAUUGGCGUCAGAAGCUAGACUCACAGCGGGGUGCUGUACUAGCAACAGAACUGAGAAAUAACAGCUGUAAACUGGCUAAGUGGACUGUUAGUUCUAUACUAGCUGGAUCAGAGUACCUCAAACUAGGGUAUGUGUCUCGGGUAAACUAUCUGGAUUCAUCAAAGCACGCAAUCCUUGGCACACAACAGUUCCGUCCAAAGGAGUUUGCUACUCAGAUAGCUCUAAACAUGGAUAAUGCCUGGGGAAUCCUGCGCUGUAUCAUAGAUACCUGCAUGAAAUUACCAGAUGGAAAGUAUCUUAUACUUAAAGACCCUCUAAAGGGUAUGGUUAGAAUUUAUGACAUUCCUGACAACACGUUUGAAUCAAGCGACGAAGAUGAGGACGAAGAAGAGGAGGAAGAGGAAGAUGAAAAGGGUGAGUUAUUUCAGUAACUCGCUCACAUCGAGAGUGUCUGAGCCUGUAUCUCUAUUAAUAAUGGGGUUGUACUCUUCUCGUCGGGUUGUAAGUCCAUUAAUAUAAUGCAUUCUCAAUCCAGGGUGGAACCGCCAUUUUGGAUAUAUUGGUAGUGUCAAACAGUUCAUCUUUCUGAUCGAUCAUGAAAGCAGUACUCAGAACUUGCAUUCGAGGUUACUCGCGGAUUGCAGAGUGAUCUAUAUUUAUCUAACUAAUUAUAAGUGGGACGAUCUGACCGUGGAACUGUGAGAGUAAUUCUUUUGGUCACCUUCUUUGUGCGUUGGUUAGUAAUUCUGGUGGCGUAUUUUCGGCUACUUUUCUUGUGCUUUGGUGAGUAAAAUGUCACCGAAAAUUGAUAAUUUGCCUUUGUUUGAUAUUAGCUCUGAAGCAAACAGUGCAGUCCGGCAACUAGAUACGGUGACUAAAAUGUUUUACUGAGCUGUUUUUUUUUUGUUUGUUUGUUUGUUUUUUUUUUUCAAACAUUUUUAUUACAAUAAAUAUACCUAUAACAUGUUAAUUACAAUAA
Orbicella faveolata is the source of this 2230-nucleotide messenger RNA. RefSeq names its product eukaryotic translation initiation factor 3 subunit D-like. Lineage: Eukaryota; Metazoa; Cnidaria; Anthozoa; Scleractinia; Merulinidae. Gene Ontology annotation, molecular function: translation initiation factor activity. Gene Ontology annotation, biological process: translational initiation. The record is from RefSeq and is a predicted model, not a curated record. Gene Ontology annotation, cellular component: cytoplasm; eukaryotic translation initiation factor 3 complex.